Messenger RNA from Odontomachus brunneus, 3741 nucleotides. RefSeq lists its product as uncharacterized. Gene Ontology annotation, cellular component: midbody; kinetochore; intercellular bridge. Bases 151 to 3099 code for a protein of 982 amino acids. The transcript has 12 exons. Gene Ontology annotation, biological process: protein phosphorylation; male meiotic nuclear division; attachment of spindle microtubules to kinetochore. The record is from RefSeq and is a predicted model, not a curated record. Gene Ontology annotation, molecular function: ATP binding; protein kinase activity. Lineage: Eukaryota; Metazoa; Arthropoda; Insecta; Hymenoptera; Formicidae.
GCCAUCAGAACUGUCAGAACCGAGGAAUCGUCCGCGCGCGCCGGAGUCAACUACCAACGUUUCGCAACGCAGUCGUAAAGAGACAGCGAAUCGCGUCGCGUUCACGCAGUGUUCGUCGACGUCGUCAGCUCGUCGGAAGUUCGCGUCGUAAUGCCAACGAUUACAUCCAUCAUGGGAUUCAGGAAGAUUAUCAAGCGUAUCUCAAAUACUACUGUGCAGUCGGAAAAUCAAAUAUGGACUACGUCGAUGCCGCAGUGUAUUGCCGAUGAAUCCUACCGGAAGGCGUUACAGCAGUUUAUAGAUCGUCGCCGAUCGUCGAGCGAAUUGGUCAGUGAUGCGGAGUUCUAUUCUUAUCAACCUAUCAAGCAGAACGGUGAACACCUCGUGAAAAAGGACAACAAUCGGAACUGCCACAAUAACUCGAAGCGGCGAAAAUGCUCGACGUUUAUACCAGGCGUGUCGCACGUAGAAGCUUCGGAAAUUUUCGAGAUCGGAUGUGUGGCAGGCACAGAAGACCGAUAUCUCGAGCUGGUUUCUGCGGAGUGGCACAAUACGAGAGUAUCGCUGAAGAGACACACUCAUCCGGCGUGUCGGAGCGCGAUAAAAGCGGACAUAGAAAUUCUCACAGAAAUUCGGCAUCCCAACAUACUGCUGUUGAUGGCAACAACACGUACGGAUGAACACGGCCUUGUCUCUAUCUUUGAGUCUGUCAACUGUACGUUGUACAAUUUAAUACACGAGCAAGGCGAACGAAUGAGCAUACAAAAUAUCGCGCAAAUAGGAAUGAAAUUGGCGGACGCAUUAAAGUAUUGCCAUAUGCGCGGAUACAUCCACGGAGCGAUCAGCUCACAUUGUGUUUAUCUUGUACCUAAUGGUGGUAUCAAGCUAGGUGGAUGGGAAUUGGCUAGUUUGGAAAACGACAAUGUACAACGCGACUAUGAAAAAUGUUUGCGAACCGAGAUCUUCAAGUGGCAAGCACCGGAAUUUUUUUACGGGUCCCAUCUCUCUACAAAAAGCGACAUUUAUGGCUUAUCGUUGUUACUUUGGGAAACAGGCACAGCGCGUAUUCCAUGGAGCGGGUGUAACCGACCACAUGUAGAAUUGCAAUACGUAACACGGAAACGCGGUAUCAUCGUGGACUUCAAUCAUUUCCCAUCGCGCCUUCAAAAACUAUUGGAGAAUGGACUACAACUUGAUGCCGCGAAAAGAACUUUGGAUAUGGACAAAAUACGAAAAACUCUUCAUAGAUUACUUAUGUCCGAGGAAGCAGAAAUCACAUAUGUAAAUGAAUCUGGAAUACUGAAGCUUGAAAGGGACAAUAAUAUUAAGAAUAUUCACACGUCAACCCCGAAAGUUUCUUAUGAAAAUGUAAUGUUGAUAAGAAGAUCACCCACUGAUAAAUUAGACAAUAUGGCAGAGGAAAAGUUUACCAAUCGAUCCUUCACAUCUACAAUGGUACAAUGCAAUAGAGACUUGGAUGAAAAUAAUGUUGAAAAGAAAAAUAUGUUUUUAACUGACAAUGAUGCUGAGAGACUGGCGACUGGCGAAGUACAAACUACUAAUUAUAAUACUUAUACGAAGCAUUUAAAUGGCGUGAAAGAACUCGAAACCGACGAGGAUUUGCACAAUACUACACGAUCUGACAUAAAACGACUGAAAGAAAUGAAUGCAACUAGAAGGGAACAUUUUUUUAAUGAAAAUAACCCAUCGUUCACUUCUUCAACUCCAAAUCCGAUGCGUGUCAAUAAGGAUACUGACUAUAUACUAUGUAAACCAGCUAGUCACGCAACAAAUAUGGAGCUGAAAUAUAAAAAAUUACCUGGUGAAUACGAAGGAAAUGUUAUGAAACCAUCAUAUACACUAAAACCAAAGACGACAUACACAAAUAUGUCUACAAAUAUUAAGGAUGCAAUAGCGCAACGGCAAGUUUUACAUCCUGAUGUAGAAAGCUUUUACGAGUCAAUAUUAUGGCGAAAGGAAAAGUUAAUUUGUUUAUCACGAAUGGGACGUGAGAAUAAUAAUAAUAAUAUACACCAAUAUUCUUGGCCAUUAUCACCAAAACCAUUUACUAGUGUUAACUGUAAUACUGGCAAUGGUAAAGCGCAAUAUUCUAAACCAGCUUCUACAAAGAGUAACAAUACGUUUAUUAUGAAGGAUGCAUUUGAAAAAAAAGUAGAUGAACGUACCAAAGAUGCUCAAGAAUCAUUAUCAAAAGACAUACAAAGCAACAAUACGUCCAUGGCGGCUCCAAAGUUUUCAGAUAAUCCAUUACAAGAGUUAAAGGAUGCCAUCGAUCGUGCCACUGAGAUUGUACGCUCAGGAACUCAAUAUGACAAUUCAGCUCCAUAUUUUCAAAAUUAUUGCAAUUCCGAAACUAAUACGGACAAUACGCAAAAGUACGAAAGCGCAUUUGAAGACUUAUAUGAAACGAAAUGUGAUGGCAAUAAUCAAGAAAUCAAUAUUGAAAAAUCGUCUGGCAUAAAUUUUUUGGACGAUUAUGUGACUGCGGAAAGUAGCAUUGAAAUAGAAAACGAAGGAAAAGUCGUUUGUAAUUUUGUAGAUUGUAAUAUGUACGAUGCUAAUAUGCACAACAAACUUAUUUACGAAACCAUAGAAGAAGUGGAUUCCAAUGGAUCUCAAGCAUCAGUGCAGAAUCACCAAUUGGGGGACUUGCAAAAAGUGAAUUUAGAUAAAGGAGCUCAUAUAAAUAGUGUACCAACUCCGCACAAAGCUGAUGUAUCAAAUUUUAAAUCAGUUUCGGCAAAAUCUGUCGAUCUAAAUACUAUUUUGCUGCGACCGAGCAAUAUCAUAAGAUGCGAGAUUUGUAAUUCGCACGAUUUAAAUGACUUGCGAAGACGUUCUCUACCCGCGUGUUUGAAUAACCUGAAACUUACGCAGAGUCCAGGGUUGAGAAAGAUUCGCGCUCACAAAAGUUGUUUGCAAGAUAGCAACUGUACAAUUGAAGAUCUAUAUAUCGACGAUGAAUUUGGCAGCCGAUUAAAUGAUAAUCUAGUUCUUUUAAAUGACGAUUUACAGUCAUGUGCUAUAGAUGAUUAUCCAUAUGAUCAUCAAAAUCUACCUCAGACUACAGAACUGUAAAUCACAUUGAAUUUACACAAAUUUCAUGUUCAUACGUUCAAUCAAUUGUAAGAAGUUUCAUCUCUCUUUAUUAAUUAAUUUAUCUUUAUUUAUUUCAUUUCAUUCUCCGUUCUUUUUUACGGUUUUGACUACAUAACAAAUGUAAGCGAUAUAUACCUAAUUUAGUACAUAUAUGAUUGUUGAUUUCUGACCAAUGCAAUUACUAGAUUGGAAAUAUCGCUUGUUGUGUUCACGAACACAAUAUGAAUAAUUUGAAAUUAUAAAAUGUUUCAAGAUUACUGUACGAUAAAUUAAUUUAAGAAAAAUUAACCAAAAGCCAUUCUAUCAAUAAAUGAAUUGAGACGAAUAUUGAAUAAUGAACUCUUGAUAAAUCGUCAUCGAUGUUACUAAAGCUAUCAUUUUGCUAUACAUGUUUAUUGAAACAUUUUUUAUAUGAUUUUAAAUUAUUCGCUAAAUAUUUUAUAAAUACAUCUUUAUUUUACAUAACAUACAUAUUUUGUGUAAUAAUAGCACAAGAAUUAGGAAGGAUGUUAAUGUUUUCUUAUUCUUAGUUUGUAAAAAUUACAAUGCAUUGGUAGAAAGAAUAUUAUUUCUUAUAAAAAAAGAUAUAUAAAGCAAUUAAAUAUAUUUUAAUGUGCUAUA